AUGUAUGGGGAUUUGGCUAAUAAACUAAUAUUGGAAGCCAAGAGAUCAAAGCAAUUAAACAGUAGAUCAAAAGAUGCUUCUAAACUUUCAAUGUAUCAUGAAGAACUCAUAAGAAAUAUCUUAAAGGAAAUUUCACAGUUAAAGAGAAACACAAACUACUUGAGGGAGCAACAAGAAAUGGGGAACAUGGAUAGUCGAGUUGCCAAAUGUCAAUACUUUGUUACAUUACUAUGUAUGGAACGUAACAAACGUUGUUUAUUGGCUUAUCAAAAAUUUAGAAACGAUGUUCUUGAUAGUCUAGCAUGGGAAAAUAAUGGCAUGGAUUUAUUACAUGAUAAUGUAGGAAUUACACAAGACAACUCUGAUCUGUCACCCCAAGAACAAGAGUACUUGAAAGAAUAUUCACAAUUAAUAACGGAAAUGAAAGGUGGAAUAUUAUCUGAUAUAGAUAUAUCGGGGAGCUUAGAUCCUCCUAGUGAUGUCUUCAUCGAUGUUCGAGUGUUAAAAGAUGCAGGUGAAAUUCAAACAGAGUACGGUGUGUUUAAUCUAAUUAAAGAUUCACAAUUUUUUGUUAGACAGUCUGAUAUUGAGAGGUUGAUUCAACAAGGUUAUGUGCAAAAAAUAUGA
Molecule: messenger RNA, 627 nt
Organism: Tetrapisispora phaffii CBS 4417
Lineage: Eukaryota; Fungi; Ascomycota; Saccharomycetes; Saccharomycetales; Saccharomycetaceae
Gene: PSF1
Product: DNA replication protein PSF1
Exons: 1
Coding region: 1-627 (208 amino acids)
Biological process (GO): DNA replication; DNA strand elongation involved in mitotic DNA replication
Cellular component (GO): GINS complex
Source: RefSeq, a predicted model, not a curated record